CCCGACUGUGUAAUUACAAUCCCUGUUAGCGAUGUAUUUUACGAUCCAGCUGUUCCCGCAAUCGGAUAUACUCCGUUACCUCCUCCUGCAGCAUUGAUGAAUGCAGUUUUUACAAUCGAUUUAUAUGAAAUUCAGCAAAUGGUCAGGCAAAAUAAAAACCAUAAGACAUCAUAA
Dentiscutata erythropus is the source of this 174-nucleotide messenger RNA. NCBI's taxonomy places the organism in Eukaryota, Fungi, Glomeromycota, Glomeromycetes, Diversisporales, Gigasporaceae. The record is from the annotation of a GenBank genome assembly.